UGGAGCGGUCGUGGCGACCGCCGCUGGACGGGGUGAGGGGCGUUGGAGAGCAGCAAAUGCCAGGCUGAAAUCUGCACGCGCGCGCGCACACACACACACGCGCGCGGCCACGUCCGUGCCCGCGCGCCGCCUUCUCCAGUUGGCCCAAACUUUUCUUGCUCCUGGCUUAAGGGGUGCUUGGGAGGGUGCCGCGCCCUCCCUCUCUGGCUGGCUUUCCUUGGGAUUUAACGGAAGGGGGUGGAGACCCCGCGGUCAUCAGGCGGGCAAGGGCUAGCCCCGGUCACCCCACUGGCGAGGAUGGCCCGAAUUUUCUUCUUCUGGGGCAAAAAGUAUCGCAAGGAAAUUUUGGGUUAAAAAGGGUGAGAAUGAGUAAAAGUGCAGAAUGCUUCCAUGGAGCAGCACUAAGUCUACAGUGCCCUCAUUGAGGAAGUCUGGCUUUUAGGCACCUCUCGUGGUAAUCCAUGGUUUGUUUAACUGGGUUUGCUGAAUACACCACCAUUUAGAUAGCAUGCUAACCCUAAGAGAGUUUGCAGAUCAGUCUGUAGGCUGGCUCCAAAUCAAGCACAAGUAUCAGGUGGGGUGAUUUGCAAAUACCAUUUGUGCAUCAGUGUGGUCUGACUGGCCUUUUUGUCUUCCUAUCUGAAAUAUGUGAAUUGGCUCACUUACUUGAGCUGCCUAGGCUAGCUUUCCACCAGAGAACUUUGCAAUGGCAGCUGGGAUCUUCUUAAUGGCUGCCCUAUAUAGAUAUUUCUGUACUGCGGAGGAAACUAGCUGGGGGGUGGGAGGAAAUUGAUAUAUACAUGCCAAAAUAAUAAAUAAACAUAGCAAUGGUUUCUGUUCAUAAUGUUUCACAUUCAGUUCCUGCUUCCUCUGGUUCAACAGGAGUCGGGAAAACUAUCUUCCUCUUUGAUAGAUUUUUAUCCUCUUUUCUCCGAAAGCUCGAGAUUGCCUUUUGUAUCGCCACAACAUCCUUGUGAGGUUGCAGUCGCAUGUUCAUUAAUCUAAAAGUAAAUCCAGCUGCCCUUGAUAGGGUGGAAAGACGAAUCCUAAUUGGGAACUGCAGCAUCACGCUUUCGGGAAUCUGCAAAAGAACGUCGAAUGGAGUCCAGCACAAAUGCCACCCAGUCUUUCUGGGACUCUGAAUUGGGGCUGCUGCGUGUGAUAAUCAAGGAGGAAGAUGACAGUGGAGAGGCCAGCCCAUCAGAGGAUUGGACGGUAAGAUCCACCCCAGCGGAUGGUUUCUUCCCCGAAAACUUCACUUCAGAGCAUCAGCUGAAACGUUCACCAGGAAGUUCGCAAGAUAAUGUUUUCCCUCCAGUGGAAGUGGCAGGAAACAUCUGCAAGACCAUUAAGGAGGAACCCACGGAGGUGUCUGUAACAAGACUCGAGCAUCCAAAUACAGAAGGGGCGUGUGCCAAUAAGUGUUCCCUGUGUGGAAAGAGCUUCAGUUGCAAGUCUGACCUUACCAGACAUCAGAGAACUCACACGGGCGAGAAGCCCUUCCGAUGUUUCGAGUGUGGGAAGAGCUUCAGCCGCGGGGAUUAUCUGAUUUUGCAUCAAAAACUUCACCGAGGGGAGAGGCCGUACAAGUGCUCCGAGUGCGGGAAGGGCUUCUAUCGAAGCACCCGGCUGAUUUCCCAUAAAAAGGUCCACCUCGCCCAGAAACUGUACAAGUGCUUCAGUUGCGGCAAGAGCUUCGGGGACCAGGCCAAGCUCGCCCAACACAAGCAGGCCAAGCACACGAACGAGAGGCCGCAUACCUGUGCCGAGUGCGGAAAGAGCUUCCGCCGGAGCACGCACCUUACGAGGCACCAGAAGAUUCACACCCGCAAAGCCCGGUAUCGGUGUCUACAGUGUGACAAGACCUUCACUUGCCGCAAGCAUCUUCUUUCUCAUGAAAGGGUUCACACGGGAGAGAAACCGUAUAAAUGCCUGGACUGUGGAAAGAGGUUCAGCUUCAGCGGGAAUCUCGCCUCGCACCUGAGAAUGCACACGGGGGAGAAGCCAUAUUUAUGCCUCGAGUGUGGGAAGAGUUUCAGCCGGAGCGCACACCUCACUUUGCAUCAGAGGACCCACACAGGGGAAAAGCCAUACACCUGCUUGGAGUGCGGGAGAGCGUUCAGCCAGAGCAGCAACCUGACCUCGCAUCAGCGCAUCCACACCGGGGAGAAGCCGUACGAGUGUCCCGUGUGUGGGAAACAGUUCUCGCGCGGCGACUCUCUCGUCUCUCAUCAGAGAAUCCACGCGGCAGAGAUCAUCUGACAGAUCCGGGGUUUAAAAAGCUUUUGGCGCAGUGAGAAAAAAGGGAAAAAGAAGAAAGCUGACCCUUGCUUUGUGUCAAAGAAUAGGUUUGCUUUAGAAACUUCUUCAUUGUUACAUACGUGGAGAAACAAAACGAGAAGAAAAUUGUCAAGGAAUAGUGUACUAUAUUUCAUAGAGGUACCUACGAACUAAGCAGCGCCCUACUGGACUGGACCCCUGGCCACUCUAUCAUGUUGCAACAUGGGAUCUUAACAACCUGCUGUCUGUUGAAAGAGUUUGAAAUAUUAUAAGAACUGCUGGAUCGGACUCUGGCCCAACUAGUCUGGCAGUCUCUUCUCCCAGUGACCCACCAACCGCCCAGAGAGGCCCACCGGUCUCCCAGCAGAUGGCCUUCAGAGGCAGACACCCUCCCAUCAAGGCUAAUAGUCAUGGAUCCACAAUGGCUAAGUAGGAGAUUCUCUUAUGUCCCAAAUCUUUUCAAACCCAGAGAGGUUCCAUAGUUGCAUAUUCGGGUUUUGGGGUUUUUUUGGUGGGUAAUUCAGAAUCUUUUGUUGGUUGUAAGAGGGGGCAAACUGUAUUUUUCGUCUCUUCCUGCAAGGUUAUAGGUCAUAUAUUUAUGGCAAAGGAUGAGACUGAGUCAUCGGCCAGAAGCCACUUUGCAGCCCCUGGGGAUUAAAAAACAAACACCCCAAUGUUACGAAGUCUGAAGUUGGAGCAAUGCAUGUUAAAAGAAGAGGCUUUAACUAAGAGUUGGUUUGUUCUUAUGGGGAGUUCUGUCGGUGAUAACUUGAAAAGUCCUUCUAAUGACCUUGAAGGAAGAUUCCAGACAUAGUUGCUGGAUUCUUGCUGAGAGCGAUGGAUGCCUUGAACUUGGUUCAAAACACAGAAUCAAUCAUUAUCUUUGUUGAUUACAUAUAUAUCUCACUGUCUUCCCAAGGAGACCAUAGCAAGAUACACAUUCCCCCCCGCUCCAUUCUAUUUUUUUAAAUCCCCCACAACAUCCCUAUCAGGGCAGGCUGGACAUGAGAAAGUGGCUGGCUGAAAGUCACUUGGGGAGCUUGUGUGGGUAAAUGGUUGUGAGAAUCCAUGUUUUCCUGACCCUACAGUGUUCUAAUAUUCAUGUCAAGCAAACCUUCAUUUGGUGUCCUUUACCCUCCUGGACAGAAAUGAAGGGAAUUUUAGUUGAAACCAUAGAGAUGAAAGGGACCUCAGUACAAGCUCCGUUGGGACAUAUCUGAUGAAUGACCAUCCAGCUUCUGAAGACCUCCAGUGAAGGAGACCUCACAAUUUCAUGGGGCAGCCUGUUCCACUGUCUGACAGGAGGCGGUGGCUGUGAUGCUGCAAGCCCAACUUAGGAGGGAAUGCUUCCUCUCUCCUAGAGGAGAAUGCCUCUUCUAAUAUGGCAUCACCAUUUGGUGCAUUCUGAUUUCUAACAUUUCAGUCUGCUUUCUAGCUUCCAAACAUUGGCAAACCUAUUCUGUUCAUCACUUUCCUCCAUGUCCUUCAUUUCAUUCAUUUACUCUCUUCCCUAGAGCUCAAGGCAGCAAACAUGGUUUUCUUCUUACCCCAAUUGUAAGACUGAGGUUGGAGGGAGGAAGCAGCUGUGAGCUUUAUGCUGGAUUUAAGAAUUGGACCUUGGAUCUUCCCCAAAGCAACAGUGCUCUAGCCCUCACACAAUCAAAUUUGUUCAGGAGCUAAGUGUUUCUUUAAGUAUGUUUCAUAAAACUGCUGUGAUCCCCCAAGAAUGUGAGUGGAUCCCAAGAGAAGGGACUUGGAGGGUUGAUUUUGGAUCAGUUUCAGUUUCACCAGUGCAAGAAAUAUCCUUGCCAUGACUGAUGAGGCAGACCUGAAAAACCAGGUUGGAGACAGAUCGUCAUGGACAAAAUCUAUGUGGUCGCUAAUGCCCGACAACAACUUGACGCACACAAUCAACCAACAUAUUGACUCCAAAAACUUUGUCUCUGCAUAUGAUUUCACAUUCAUCACAAGAAUGCUGUGUGCAUUUAGCAAUCUGUUUAUACCACAGUGUUCAGUGUUAUUCCACUACAGUGGUACCUCUAGUUACGAACUUAAUCCGUUCCGUGACUCUGGUUGCA
Messenger RNA from Python bivittatus (Burmese python), 4358 nucleotides. Lineage: Eukaryota; Metazoa; Chordata; Lepidosauria; Squamata; Pythonidae. The record is from RefSeq and is a predicted model, not a curated record.